AUGAUCCGAGUGCUGCAUCAGGAUCUCGAUAUGUCGUUUGGUGUUGUCGCGCCGUUCCGAUCGGACCAUCCGAUCCUCCAAAACCUCGCGCCCACUACGAUAGCAAACACGACUAAGAAUAAUACUUUGGCGAUAUACAUUAGUGGAAGUUCUCUAUUGACGGAGUUGAGCCGCUUGAAUGAUGAGGCCGGCCAGUUAAUGCUGGGUUCUAGUGCCAAUUUAACAGGCACGGGCCAGAACUUCAGAGUGGAAGAUGUCGACUAUGAGAUCAAAGCAGCCUUCGGUAUCAUUGUGGACUAUGGUUUGCAGCGUUAUCAUAUUUAUGGAGGGCGCCCCUCUACCAUCAUCGACUUCGAGAACAUAAAGGUCCUCAGGAUGGGCUCUACUUAUGAGCUAUUGAAGGAGUGCAUGAUGAAGUACUGGGGGUGGAAACAUGCUGGCGGAUACGGUGUAUAA
Penicillium atrosanguineum is the source of this 456-nucleotide messenger RNA. RefSeq lists its product as uncharacterized. The record is from RefSeq and is a predicted model, not a curated record. Bases 1 to 456 code for a protein of 151 amino acids. Gene Ontology annotation, molecular function: double-stranded RNA binding. The transcript has a single exon. NCBI's taxonomy places the organism in Eukaryota, Fungi, Ascomycota, Eurotiomycetes, Eurotiales, Aspergillaceae.